Ogataea philodendri is the source of this 239-nucleotide messenger RNA. RefSeq lists its product as uncharacterized. NCBI's taxonomy places the organism in Eukaryota, Fungi, Ascomycota, Pichiomycetes, Pichiales, Pichiaceae. The record is from RefSeq and is a predicted model, not a curated record. The annotation marks the transcript as partial. The transcript has a single exon.
AAAGACUUUAUUUAUUCAAGGAGGACAUCGACUACAGAGGACUGAUAUGUUUUGGCUCAGAACUCACUGACUUCAAUGAUGAACUAAUUCAGAGUUGUGAGGAUGUUGCAGAUAGGAUUAUGGGUUUUGUUGAUCAACAGGACAAACUAUCCGAGGAAGAUGAAUUAAAACUUCGAUACCUAGCUAUCUGCUCAUCGAUAAAUAAGUUUAAUGGACAGACAACAAACACAAUAAGUUAA